Messenger RNA from Sapajus apella (tufted capuchin), 2413 nucleotides. RefSeq names its product CD1d molecule (gene CD1D). The transcript is spliced from 6 exons. NCBI's taxonomy places the organism in Eukaryota, Metazoa, Chordata, Mammalia, Primates, Cebidae. Gene Ontology annotation, molecular function: lipopeptide binding; exogenous lipid antigen binding; endogenous lipid antigen binding. Gene Ontology annotation, biological process: positive regulation of T cell mediated cytotoxicity; antigen processing and presentation, endogenous lipid antigen via MHC class Ib; immune response. The record is from RefSeq and is a predicted model, not a curated record. The coding region runs from base 848 to 1831 and encodes 327 amino acids. Gene Ontology annotation, cellular component: external side of plasma membrane.
UUAUCCAGAGAGUGUUUACAAUGUAAUAAAACUCAGUACACCAAGUUUUAUAGUUCUUGGCAUGCUUUUCUCCCUCAGUAAGCUCCUCGAAUAAAGCGAUUGUGUUGUCAACCAUAGCAUAUUCUUCAGUGUAGCAAGAUGCUUGGCUCCAGGCAGGCGCUGAGAGAGGCUGAUGGGUGAGUGAAUGUAUAUCAAUGAAAAUCAAACAGAGGACAUUGUCUUUAUAUGUUUUAGUGUUCCUGUGGUUUUUUGUGAUGGUUACUGGCUCUUCUCUAAGAAUAAUGGAGAAAAUGUUAGUUUAUACUGUCACACAGGGCAGUCACAGGGGAUUCUGAAAAAGCAAAAGAACCAAUGUUAAACCAGAAAUGAAUGUAGUGGGGUUGGGGAUGAGACAAGGGAAGCAAAUACAUGGGAAAGUAUUGAAAAGGACAGAGUGAUCAAAAGUGCAGGGACAUGGGAGCAUUGGGCAGUGCACUGGGAGCCAUUUAGUUUUGUGCUCUUAUUGUAUGAAUGGGGAAAAAAAUGUCCUUAGUGGUUAAGUGGCUUCUCAAAGCCACUUAAGACUUGUUCCAGAGAAGAUGAAUUAGGGGAAGGUGAACACGUUGGAAGUUGGCGACAAGGAGAGAAGCUGGAAACUAGAGAGGAGAGUCAGAACCAGAGGGAAAUGAGAGACUGAGUAGGCGUUUCAGGGUUUGUGAGAGCAUAGAUUUUCUUUGUUGCAGUCAGGGGAGGUGUGUCUGUUGGUUGCAGAAAGAAGUCAGACUAGAGAUAUCGUGGGGUAGCUGUGUUUGGAACAGAAAUCAAAGAUCAGUUUUUGUGAGAGAAGGAAAUCACAUCUGCAAAUGACAUGCUGUUUCUGCUACUUCCAUUGAUAGCUGUUCUCCCGGGUGGUGAAAGUGCAGAUGGGCUCAAGGAGCCGGUCUCCUUUCAUGCCAUCCAGAUCUCAUCCUUUUAUAACCAUUCCUGGGUACGAAAUCUGGGCUCAGGUUGGCUGGAUGAUUUGCAGACUCACACCUGGGACAGCAAUUCCGGCACCAUCAUUUUCCUGUGGCCCUGGUCCAGGGGAAACUUCAGCAAUGAGGAGUGGAUGGAACUGGAAACGCUAAUCCAUAUACACUUCAUUCGGUUUAACGAGGGAAUUCAUAGCUACGCCAGUGUAUUGCAGUUUAAAUAUCCUUUUGAGUUACAGGUGAUAGGAGGCUGUGAGCUGCACUCUGGAAAAGUACCAAGAGGCUUCAUUCGGGUAGCUUAUCAAGGAUCAGAUUUCAUGAGCUUCCAGGAGGAUUCAUGUUUGCCAUCUCCAGGGGCUGGAAAUGCGGCCGAGCGUUUCUGCAGAGCAGUCAAUCAGGAUCAGGUCAACAAGGUCCUAGUACACCGUCUCAAUGAAACCCUCCCACGUUUACUCUUGGGUCUUCUUGAUUCAGGAAAGGCACAUCUCCAGCAGCAAGUGAAGCCUGAGGCCUGGCUGUCCAGUGGCUCCAGUCUUGGCCCUGGCCGUUUGCUGCUGGUGUGCCAUGUCUCAGGAUUCUACCCAAAGUCCGUGUGGGUGAUGUGGAUGCGGGGUGAGCAGGAGCAGGCGGGCACUCAGCGAGGGGACGUCCUGCCCAAUGCUGAUGAGACAUGGUAUCUCCGAGCAACCCUGGAGGUGGCCACUGGGGAGGCGGCCGGCCUGGCCUGUCGGGUGAAGCACAGCAGUUUAGAAGGCCAGGACAUCGUCCUCUACUGGGGACAUCACAAUUCCGUGGGCUUGAUCAUCUUGGCGGUGAUAGUGCCUUUACUUCUUGUGAUAAUAUGUCUUGCAUUUUGGUUCAGGAAACGCCGCUUCCAUUGAGACACACCAUGAGCCUUCUCGUCACCAUUCUUUUGAGAUAAGGAACCAGCAGCCUAAGGGCUCAGGACACACCUGAACAUGUCGUGGUGAUGACAUCCUUUUCACUCUCCUUGUAAAACUUUGUUAUUUUUGCUUGUUUCUGCUUAACAAUCGUUUAUCAAUAUAAUUGAAAAAUGCAAUUUUGCAGAAUUUGUUGUUCUGACCUGGGUUUUCGGGCUUUAAAAUUCAAAUUUUAUCUCUGAAUGGAAUGGAGUCCUAGCCACCUCCACACGCUCAGCCAUUAAUGUAUCAACAGCCCCCUUUAGAUUCCCUUCCUCCAGAGGGCCUUCCCUGACUCACACGUGGGAAGCGGUCUCCCCCUGGUCUGAGCUCCCGCCACAUUUCAGCCAUAUUUGCUAACUGCACUCCUUACUUCUUUUCCUUUGUUGCAGUUAUUUAGGUUCUCCUUUUCCUUCUAAUUUUUCAGCUCCUUCAAUGCAAAAUAUGUGUGUUAUUAUAUGCAUCCCUGGUGAAGGAUCUUGCCUGCAUGAAACAUGUUCUCAAUAAAACUCUGUUGAAUUUAUGCCAAAUUUGUAGUCUUUU